GCAGCUGAGGGCAGGCCAGGCCUCCAGAAGAAACAGCUUGACCUUAGAGGUGGGAGCUCUGAGCUGCUCCUAGCCCCAGGCCCCCUGGAUCCGUCUGGGCACCUCCAUCCAGCUGUUAGCAUGAUGUCUUACCUCAAACAACCCCCAUAUGGCAUGAAUGGACUGGGCCUAGCUGGGCCUGCCAUGGACCUCCUACACCCCUCCGUGGGCUAUCCAGCCACCCCGCGGAAGCAGCGGCGGGAGCGCACCACCUUCACGCGCUCACAGCUGGACGUGCUCGAGGCGCUUUUCGCAAAGACUCGCUACCCUGACAUCUUCAUGCGUGAGGAGGUGGCGCUCAAGAUCAACCUGCCCGAGUCCAGAGUCCAGGUCUGGUUCAAGAACCGCCGCGCCAAGUGCCGCCAGCAGCAGCAGAGCGGGAACGGAACCAAGAGCCGCCCGGUGAAGAAGAAGUCGUCCCCGGUGCGGGAGAGCUCGGGCUCCGAGAGCAGCGGCCAGUUCACGCCGCCCGCCGUGUCCAGCUCGGCGUCCUCGUCCAGCUCGGCGUCCAGCGCCUCGGCCAAUCCCGCGGCCGCCGCGGGCCUGGGCGGGAACCCGGCGGUGGCCGCGGCGUCGUCGCUGAGUACCCCGGCGGCUUCGUCCAUCUGGAGCCCGGCCUCCAUCUCGCCCGGCUCGGCGCCCGCGUCCGUGUCGGUGCCCGAGCCGCUGGCCGCGCCCAGCAACGCCUCGUGCAUGCAGCGCUCGGUGGCCGCCGGCGCGGCCACGGCCGCCGCCUCGUACCCCAUGUCCUACGGCCAGGGCGGCAGCUACGGCCAGGGCUACCCCGCGCCCUCCUCGUCCUACUUCGGCGGCGUGGACUGCAGCUCUUACCUAGCGCCCAUGCACUCGCACCACCACCCGCACCAGCUCAGCCCCAUGGCGCCCUCCUCCAUGGCGGGCCACCACCACCACCACCCGCACGCGCACCACCCCUUGAGCCAGUCCUCCGGCCACCACCACCACCACCACCAUCACCACCACCACCAAGGCUACGGAGGCUCGGGGCUCGCCUUCAACUCGGCCGACUGCUUGGAUUACAAGGAGCCUGGCGCGGCCGCGGCCUCCUCGGCCUGGAAACUCAACUUCAACUCGCCCGACUGUCUGGACUAUAAGGACCAAGCGUCAUGGCGGUUCCAGGUCUUGUGA
Messenger RNA from Perognathus longimembris pacificus (Pacific pocket mouse), 1185 nucleotides. RefSeq names its product orthodenticle homeobox 1 (gene Otx1). Gene Ontology annotation, cellular component: nucleus. The record is from RefSeq and is a predicted model, not a curated record. Lineage: Eukaryota; Metazoa; Chordata; Mammalia; Rodentia; Heteromyidae. The transcript is spliced from 4 exons. Bases 121 to 1185 code for a protein of 354 amino acids. Gene Ontology annotation, biological process: multicellular organism development; regulation of transcription by RNA polymerase II. Gene Ontology annotation, molecular function: RNA polymerase II cis-regulatory region sequence-specific DNA binding; DNA-binding transcription factor activity, RNA polymerase II-specific.